Molecule: messenger RNA, 1008 nt
Organism: Syzygium oleosum
Lineage: Eukaryota; Viridiplantae; Streptophyta; Magnoliopsida; Myrtales; Myrtaceae
Product: rRNA 2'-O-methyltransferase fibrillarin 2-like
Exons: 6
Coding region: 96-803 (235 amino acids)
Biological process (GO): rRNA methylation; box C/D sno(s)RNA 3'-end processing
Cellular component (GO): box C/D methylation guide snoRNP complex; small-subunit processome; nucleolus
Molecular function (GO): rRNA methyltransferase activity; histone H2AQ104 methyltransferase activity; RNA binding
Source: RefSeq, a predicted model, not a curated record
CGGAUGCGGUGGCGGUGGCCGUGGUGGAACAGGAUGUGGUGGUGGUAGAGGUGGAAUGAAAGGUGGAAGCAGAGUUGCGGUUGAGCCUCAUAGACAUGAGGGGGUGUUCAUUGCUAAGGGCAAAGAAGAUGCUCUUGUUACAAAGAGUAUGGUCCCUGGAGAGGCAGUCUACAAUGAGAAGAGAAUCUCUGUGCAGAAUGAUGAAGAUGGAAGUAAAGUGGAAUAUAGAGCGUGGAACCCCUUCCGAUCAAAGUUGGCAGCUCCCAUUCUUGGUGGGGUUGAUGAGAUAUGGAUUAAACCUGGUGCUCGAGUUCUCUAUCUGGGAGCUGCUUCUGGGACCACAGUAUCUCAUGUUUAAGAUGUUGUUGGCCCUACAGGAGUGGUGUAUGCGGUCGAGUUUUUCACAUCGCAGUGGAAGGGACUUAGUCAACAUGGUGAAGAAGAGAACAAAUGUUAUUCCUAUUAUCGAAGAUGCUAGACAUCCAGCCAAGUACCGUAUGUUGGUUGGAAUGGUGGAUGUAAUAUUUUCAGAUGUUGCUCAGCCAGAUCAGGCAAGAAUUUUGGGUCUAAAUGCAUCAUAUUUUCUCAAGGCUGGAGGUCACUUUGUCAUCUCAAUUGAGGCAAACUGUAUCGAUUCUACUGUUCCUGUCGAGAUAGUAUUUUCCCAGGAAGUGAAGAAGCUGCAGGCGGAGCAGUUCAAGCCUUUUGAGCAAGUUACUCUCGAGCCCUUUGAGCAAGACCAUGCUUGCGUUGUCGGUGGCUAUCGCAUGCCGAAGAAACAGAAAGCUGCCCCUGCAUCAUAAAAGGUCCCAGGUCGCCUUAGUUGUUGUUCAAUCUCCUAUCUUUUAGUCUCUCAGGAUGCACUUGAAUGCCAAUCUUGAUGUACGUCUUUAUUAGAUUGGAAGUUGGAACGCCAAUGUAUUCAAGGUUUUUGGUAGGCUCUUGAAAUAUUCUGAAAUGAGUUCAGAUUUUUUACCUUAAGGCCGGUAAUUCAGUUGAUAUUUUUCC